AGUGGCUCAGCGGCUUCCACUCUGCAGGUAAAUUAAAUCAUGUUCAAUUAAAUACACAAUAUAUGCUCCAUACUUUAUGAAUAAUCCCACAAAUCAGAAGUUAUUUGCCCCUUUCCUCCUGUGCCCAGACAGUGAAAAUGUUAUAAUAUGGAGGAAACGUGAAUCGUGGUUGUUAUUCAGGUAACUCUGUAAAGAUCAGUGUUUCUCAUCUACAAACCCCUAGCAACCUUGAUACAGAAGUCAAUGAAAUCUAUAAUUUAAACACCGUUGUCAUUUUUUCUACAUUCAUUCAAUAUUGUUAUUACUUCCAUGCAUACCUUCUAUGAUGCUCAGAAGUAUUGUCUUGCACUUUAGCGUCGCUGUUCCCCGGUUUAAUGUCCUAAACGGUGAUUAUACAGGCGCCAUGACAGUGUUUCAUCCAGAGACAGACCGGACAAAAGCAGGUUGGACAGGUCCUGGUGCUGAACAGGGUUUAAUGGAUUUAUUCCGCGCUCACGUGUCUUAAUACAAGGUUUUUUUUUCUGAUAAACAUCCUAAAGGUGUAUUAUCUUUGGAUAUUUUUCAUGCUGCAUCUUUAUGGACUCACUGAAAAGGAACAUUUAAUUAGCGGUGUAAUGACAAUGCAUAACACUAGGAAGUCAUGGAGGAGGUAUGUGUCUGCGCUUUUGUUUAUAGGUACUCUUGUGAACACGGUUAUAUCCGUCACUCAUUAUUCUAUUCCCGAAGAAUUGGAGGAAGGGUCGGUUGUCGCCAAUUUAGCUUCUGAUUUAGGUUUAGACGUGAAGACUCUGAGCAGGCGGAAGAUGCGGUUAGACAUCAUAUCUAGCAAACGAUAUCUGGAUGUGAACAAAGAAUCAGGGGAGCUUUACAUCGUUGAGAGGAUAGACAGAGAGUAUCUCUGUGCAAUAAAGACAACGACAUGUUACCUAAAAAUGGAGGCUAUCGUGGAGGACCCGCAAAGAAUAUUUUACAUCGAAAUUGAGAUAAUGGAUAUCAAUGACAACGCUCCUCAUUUUCGACGAGAUAUUAUAAACUUAGACAUUAUGGAAUCCACUGCAGCUGGUGAGAGAUUCUCCGUUAAUAACGCUGUUGACCCAGACCUAGGAUCCAAUUCAGUCAAAACAUACCUUCUGAGCGAAAGUGAGCACUUUGACAUAGAAAUCCAAACCGGAAGAGACGGAUCCAAAUUUGCUGAUUUAAUAUUAAAGACGGGUUUGGACCGAGAAAAGCAAGCAGUACACAAUUUAAUUCUCACUGCUGUGGAUGGUGGAAUCCCCACGCGCACUGGCACAGCCAGUAUUGUUGUUGGUGUGGUAGACACGAAUGACAACGCCCCAACUUUCGAAAAAGAACAUUUUGACGUUAAUAUUAUGGAAAACUCUCCAGUUGGAUCUCUUGUUAUAAAGCUGAAUGCCAGAGAUUUAGAUGAAGGGACAAAUGCCGAGAUCGAAUAUACAUAUAGUCUGUACACUUCAGAAAAAACACAAGGAUCGUUUAACCUGAAUCCUUCCACUGGUGAAAUAACAGUGAAGGGAAUGAUGAACUACGAAGACAUUCAAACUUAUGAAAUGGAAAUCAUAGCAAGGGAUAAGGCAGUCAACAGUUUAUCAGGGCAGUGUAAAGUAAAAAUCUCCGUGACAGAUAUGAAUGAUAAUCACCCAGAAAUAUCCAUCAAAUCAUUUAAAAGUCCGAUCAAAGAAAAUGAACCGAUAGACACAGUGAUAGCUGUAGUUAGU
Molecule: messenger RNA, 1736 nt
Organism: Anarrhichthys ocellatus (wolf-eel)
Lineage: Eukaryota; Metazoa; Chordata; Actinopteri; Perciformes; Anarhichadidae
Product: protocadherin alpha-C2-like
Exons: 1
Biological process (GO): homophilic cell-cell adhesion
Cellular component (GO): plasma membrane
Molecular function (GO): calcium ion binding
Source: RefSeq, a predicted model, not a curated record